AUGGAUGAUUCCUUCAAGACAUUCGUCGAGGAUGUAGAGGUAGCUAUCAUCGGUGGUGGGACAUGUGGAGUCAUCUGUGCUGCGCGCUGUGCAAAGCUUGGAAUCACGUACAAGAUAAUUGAUCGACAGAUCACGGUUGGGGGCGUGUGGCUCAACUACGCGAACGACCACAGUUCCCUCCAGUGCCCAGAGAUCAUGUAUCGGUGGGACCCCAAGUACCCACUGGGCAAGGGACCCUUGGACAGAAUCAAGGGCAGCACAAUCCUGCAGCGCAUGCGCGAAUACGCGCGAGACCACCACAUGUUUGACAACGCCAGGUUCCGAACCGAGGUGGAAACCGUCAAAGAGAACGAAGACGGGUACACGCUGGAGCUGAGAGGUUUGGAGUACGGCACGAAGCGGCACCUGCGCUGCAAAUUCCUGAUGGUCACGCACGGCAUUCUGGCGCACCAAUUCACACCGGCGGAGAGGGGCCUGGAUACUUCGCGCUUCGCCGGGCCGGUCUGCCUGGCCGGCAAGCACAACGGCGUCGACUGCGUCGAGGUGAUCGUGCUGGGGUCUGGUGCGUUUGCAUGCGAGGCCAUGGAGGCAGCCAUCGCCAACAAUGCCAAGCACGUCACCAUGGUCUGCCGCGACAGGAAGAGGUGGGUGCUGCCCUUCAGCCGGGAGAUGACGCUGGGGGCUCUGGCUCAGGCGCCGCUGCUGCCCUGGCGCUGGAAGAUGGACAUAACGCACUGGUGGCUCAAGCGCUACUUCUACGGCCCGGCCGGCAUCGUCCACAUGAUGCCCGGCGGCGGCAAGAAGGCCGCGCCGCGCGACAACGACUACGCAGGGCAGUCGAACGACGCGAUAUUUCAGCAGGCGAGGGCGGGGCGGCUGACGUGCAAGGUGGACAGCGUGGCAGCCGUGGAGGAGGAGCACGUUGUGCUGGGCAGCGGGGAACACCUCCGCGCAGAUGUCAUCGUGGCAGCCUACGGCCUCAAGUACCAGGCCGAGCCGGAGUUCCUCAAAGAGCUUGGCAUCGGCUUCAAGGACCUGCACAAUUUCGCGUUCCUGGGUCCCAGCGGUCGCAUAGGCACCGCGCAGGACGGCAUCUAUGCUUACGUGCCGGCCGGGCCCCACAAGCAGUUUGACAUGUUCCUGCACUCCUACGCCUGCUACAAGAAGGGCAUGCUCCAGAAAUUUCAGGAGGAGGCAAUGGAGCACACGCCCAUCCCCCAGACCUCCUAUGAGAGCCUGGGCGCAGGCGGCCAUCGCUCGGCGUGGGGCACCUGGUUUGAGGUGGCCAAGCCCUGGUCCGUCAUGAACAGCACUUUCGAGUGGCGUGCGAGGGCGUACUACCGUGCCAUGUCCUUCAGCAAGACACCCCUAGGAAAGCUGAAGCUGCGGGUGCAGAUCGUCAUGGCAGACCUCUUCCAAUUCACCUGCUUGAUCUUCUUGGGUUUCCUAGAAUUCUUCCAUGACCACAAACCACUCGCGGUCAAGGAGGUGAUAAAGAGUGCUAAAUUGGAGAAGGAAAAUUGA
This is a messenger RNA of Coccomyxa subellipsoidea C-169, 1524 nucleotides long. Its product is annotated as FAD/NAD(P)-binding domain-containing protein. Gene Ontology annotation, molecular function: monooxygenase activity; flavin adenine dinucleotide binding. The coding region runs from base 1 to 1524 and encodes 507 amino acids. The record is from RefSeq and is a predicted model, not a curated record. NCBI's taxonomy places the organism in Eukaryota, Viridiplantae, Chlorophyta, Trebouxiophyceae, Coccomyxaceae. The transcript has 9 exons.